UUUGACUUUAAUUGAGGUUAGUUUGAUUUUACAUAUAAUAAGGCAUAAAUUUUAUUGAAAUCGCACCAAAGCUGAUCAAACAAUAUCAAUAACGAGAGAAUAUAAAACGACAUUGCAACACGAAGACGGCUCAAUCAAGAUAAAUAAAAAAUAUAAAAUAUACACGUAUUCAAAAAUGAAGGGGUACCUUUUUAUUAUGUUACAAAUUAUUUUAAUUUUUGGGUUUAUAACCGAUAUUAUUUUGGCAUAUAAUGAUGGUAUAAUAAACCAAAAUUUUGCUGAUAAAUAUAGGCUUCUCAAUCAUUCAUUAUUUGAAAAUGAUAUACCAGUGUAUAAGUAUCAAUGCUUACGUACUGGGAUUACUAUUGUAUUUGGUGACAUUGAUGGUCCAGUUGUAAAUGGAUACUUCACUUUGGCCACAGAAACUCAUGAUGAUGAUGGUAUUCCACACACAUUAGAACAUUUAAUAUUUCUUGGAUCGGAAGAUUAUCCUUACAAAGGAGUUCUUAAUUUAUUAUCAAAUCGUUUUCUUGCUUCAGGAACCAAUGCUUAUACUGCUGUGGAUCAUACUUGCUAUACAGUCAGCACAGCUGGGAGUGAAGGAUUUCUAUCAGUGCUUCCAAUUUAUCUUGAUCACAUUUUAUAUCCUACAUUAACUGAUUCUAAUUUUAUCACACAAGUUCACCAUAUAACAUCCGAUGGUAAAGAUGCUGGUGUUGUUUAUUGUGAAAUACAAGCAUUAGAAAAUACUGCCGAAAAAAUUGUACAUCAAUCAUUUCUUAAAAAAGUAUAUCCUGGUAAAUGUGGCUACAAAUCAGUACACGGAGGCAUUAUGAAAAAUUUACGAGAGUCAACUACUAUUGAAAAAAUUCGUAGAUACCAUCAAGCAUAUUACCGGCCUGAAAAUCUGUUACUUCUAGUAACUGGAAAAGUUGAACAUUCUUCUUUAUUUAAUAGUCUAGAAUCAGUUAUUCAAAAAAUUUUAUCAAAAGGAAGCCGUGGAGAAUAUGUAAAACCUUGGCAAAACCCUGUAGAUCCUUUAAUGGAAUCUUCAAAUAAUGUAGAACUAUUUCCAUGCGAUGAAGAAACCAAUGGUUAUAUCAAUAUCGGUUGGAGAGGCCCAGUUGGGUCAACUUUUUCAUACAAGUAUAUGGCUUGUAAAUUGCUUUUAAAUUAUUUAACUCGUUAUAUAAUUUCAUUCGAGUGUGUUCAAAUAUAUGAUCCAUUAUGUAGCUCGGUGACUUUCAAUAUUAGCGAUAAUUUAAAUCCAUUUAUAGUUCUUAUAUUUCAAAAUGUACCAAUUAAAAAAUUAAAUGAAGAACAAAUACCAUUAAAAUUAAAUAAAAUAUUUCAAAAGCUCAUUCGUGAUGAUAAUUAUUUUAACCUAGAAAGACUGAUAUCAUCUAUUAAAAAGUAUAAGCUACAAAAUAAUCAUAAUCCUACUUUAUCAACAUUAAUAAUUAAAGACUUUUUGUAUGGAAAGAGUCAAUCAGAUUUUGACGAAAUAAUGAACAGAAAUAGAAUUAUUAAACAACUACUUAGUGAAGAUAUCGUGUUUUGGAAAAAUAUUUUAAGAGAUUAUUUAUUAAAUGAUUACAAAGUAAUUGUCAAAGGAAUUCCAUCUAUACAAAAACAACAUGAGUUAGCUAAUGAAGAAAUACAAAGAGUAUUACAACGAAAAAAAGAUUUAGGAGAUGAUGGUUUAAAAUUAAAAGCUAUUGAACUACUGAAUGCUAAAACAGAAUGUGAAAAAAAACCCCCCAAUGAAAUGUAUACGUCAUUUAAAAUCCCUAACGUUGAAUUCGCACAGUUUUUAACUCAUGAUUCUUUUUCAUCAAAUUCAUUAAAUCAACACAAUUUAUUCAAAACUUCUGAAGUUCCAUUGUUUGUUGAAAUUGAUAAUGUUAAAAGUAAUUUUAUUUAUAUGAGAGCAUUUAUAAACACUAAAGAUUUGCCGUUGAAUCUUAGAAAAUACUUACCCAUUUUUCUUGACUUAAUAAUGAAUAGUCCUGUAAUACAAACAGAUGAAAAUUAUGCAAAAUUAGAAAAUGAUGUUGUUUCAUGGAAAGCAUCUAUUGGGAUCGAGUCAACAUCUUCGUUUUCUUGUGAUCAUUUUUCCUCUGUUGUACUCAUAAAAAUUACUGUCGAAUUAGAAGACUAUCAUAAAUGCAUCAAGUGGCUUCAUAAUUUACUUUAUAAUACAGUCAUUAUUAAAAAAAAAUUUUCUUAUAAUUUGUCAAAAAAAAUAAAUGAAGUUUCUAAUUAUCGUAGAAAUGGAAAAUAUAUGUUAAAUCAAAUUUUUAUAAAUAUGACGUACAAGCCAGAUAGCAAUCCAUACAUAUGUAGUGUUUUAGGACAAUAUAAGUUUUUAACUAGCUUACAAAAAGCAAUUGAAACUGAAAAAGGUUGGGAAAUUGUAUAUGAAGAUUUGAAUAAAUUAAAAUUAUUCUUAGCUAAUCCAAAUAACAUUAAAUUACACAUUACUGGUAAUAUAGAUAAAUUAUGUGAUAUUAUUCCUGAAGCUUCUGCUGCAUUACAAAACAUUAUUCCAGAUAAUUUAAAGAGACCAGUACAUCCAUUUAAAACACAGUUGGAUUCUGAAUUUAUGUUACCUUUAAAUCAAUGUGGAAUUCGAGCUUGUAUUGUUGGAAUGGGUUCUAUUGAAUCAAGUUAUUUCAUCCAAUCUACUGAUUGUAUAAAAGAUUGUAAUCAUCAAGACUUUGCUUCUCUUCGUGUAUUUGUGUCAUACUUUACUCAGGUGGAAGGACCUAUAUGGAAGAAAGUACGAGGUUUAGGUUAUGCAUAUUCUUAUAAUAUUACUUUAAAACCAGACGAAGGAAAAAUUUACUUAGGUUUUGUCCGUUCAGUAAAUUUACCAGCUGCUUAUCAAGCUACUAAAUCAAUAAUAGAUGAACAUUUAUCCAAUGGACUAUUAUGGGAUCAAACAUAUUUCGAAUCAGCAAAAAGUCGUGCUAUAUUUAAAAUUUUGAACAAGGAGAAUUCUACUGAUGAAUCAUCUACACUAUCAAUUUGGUUAAGUUUACGAAAUUUAAAAAAAACUUAUAUCCAGGAUCUUAUUAAACAAAUUUCAUUAGUGAAACUUGAAGAUCUUCCUAAAAUUGGCAGGAAGUAUGUGAUGCCAUUAUUUAAUCCACAAUCUACAAUAACUGCAGUGGUAUGUCCUCCUACGAUUGUUGAAGAAACAGCUAAUGAAUUUGAAAAAUUUGGUAUUAAAAUGAAUGUUUAUAAUUCAUUAGAUGAAAGUAUUCUAAAUAACUAAUAGUAUACGCGUACUUAUUUUAUCAAAUAUAAAAGUUACUUUAAAUUCUAUUUAUUAAAUAAAAUAUAUUAUUCAUUCAAAGAAAAUCUAAGUAUAUAUUUAAAAAAUUUAAAAUUAUGACUUUUUGUAUUGUAAAAUAUAUUGUUUGUAAAGUAUUAUUAAAUAUGUUAUAAAAUACAUAAACAUACAGUUUAUGUUAUAUAGUUACACUCUCGCCUGGUAUUACUUUACAAUCCUUUACUCGCUUUACGCUCUCUCUCUUCCACAUAAAAUAAUCAAUCUUUGACCUAUUCCUCCUACUCUUAUAAGUUAAAUAAUGUUCUUCCCUUUUUUAAAAUAAGUAUUAACCACAGCAAGGUCAUACGAUACUGACAAAUCCAGGAUUCUUUCUCCAGUCUCAGUCUUCCCACUAAAACCAUAGCCUCCAUGUACUCUUUCAUAUCCUCUCAUUACCUACAUGUCUAUUCAAAUCUCCACCUAUCACCUUAUAUUUAUUGCCCCUAGCAUCACCUUAUCCACCUUAACCUUAAACUCUCCAAAACACUUCCUUGUCUAUUUCACCACAUACUAUUUGUAGUGCAUAAGCACUUUUUCCUCGAAUAUCAAUUUUACGAAGAUAAUUCUGUCACUUUUCCUAGCUACUUCUACUACUUUACUUUUCAUCUCCUCGUCCAUUAUUAUCCCUACACCACUCUUUGUACUAAACUUACCUGAGUACAUUAUUUUAUAACCAUCACUUAUUUCUCUCGAUUUCUCUCCUUUUCACUUAGUUUCUUGCGCACAACAAAAAAUGUUCACUUUUCUCUUCU
Messenger RNA from Daktulosphaira vitifoliae (grape phylloxera), 4089 nucleotides. RefSeq lists its product as uncharacterized. The coding region runs from base 176 to 3280 and encodes 1034 amino acids. The record is from RefSeq and is a predicted model, not a curated record. The transcript is spliced from 18 exons. Gene Ontology annotation, molecular function: metal ion binding. Lineage: Eukaryota; Metazoa; Arthropoda; Insecta; Hemiptera; Phylloxeridae.